This is a messenger RNA of Limulus polyphemus (Atlantic horseshoe crab), 6470 nucleotides long. Its product is annotated as forkhead box protein P1-like. Lineage: Eukaryota; Metazoa; Arthropoda; Merostomata; Xiphosura; Limulidae. Gene Ontology annotation, biological process: regulation of transcription by RNA polymerase II. The record is from RefSeq and is a predicted model, not a curated record. Bases 384 to 2648 code for a protein of 754 amino acids. The transcript has 14 exons. Gene Ontology annotation, molecular function: RNA polymerase II cis-regulatory region sequence-specific DNA binding; DNA-binding transcription factor activity, RNA polymerase II-specific. Gene Ontology annotation, cellular component: nucleus.
UACUCGUACUGAUUAGUUCAUGAUGUAAUGUUUGUAGUUUGGUGUUCGUCCUGAUCGGCUUACGUUGUAAUAUUUGAUAUCAAACACAGUUGUUGUCAUGAUCUUUAGAUGUUCUUACAGUUUUUGAUACUGAAGUGAACGUAUACCAAUGAAGACAAACCACCCUGUUAUUCUCAAUGCUAUCAUUGCUACUAAAUGUUAAUUUGAAAUCGUAGUAUUAAAUAUGUUGCCUGAAAAGAAAAAUCACUUGUACGACAUAUAUUGUCUUCUUGUAGUGACCUUUGACGUCUAAUGGAUCAGAACGUAUGUGGUGACUAUCCACCAAGCAUCCCUCUUUAGAUCGACCCCUGUCUCACCUCAUAAACGUUUAUUUAUUGAAGUUAAUGAAACAGGAUAAUGGCGACAUGAUGAUGGAACAUGACGGUGACCGUGAUGUCGCAAUCAACCUCUCAACCCAUCAACCUUCGAAAUCUGGUUUGGCCAAUGGUAUGACAAAAAGCGAUGAAAAUGAUAAGCAUCCAAGGACUCAAGAAGUUGAAAAAACCAAGAAACAAACUUCCGAUAGCGUAGAAGAAAACGGGGAUCACGUAUCUCCACUGUUGAUGAUGAAUUCGCAGCUGCUGGCCCAACAUCAAAUGCAGCAGCUGCUUCAGCAACAACUUCUUUCGCCAGGUCAACUACAGCAGCUGCUGCAGCAACAACAGUCCCUUUUCCUGCAACAGCAGCACCAGGAUCAACACCAACAUCAACAAAUGAAACAACUGGAAUCAGUUAUUCCUCACCUCCAAGAACAGUUACAGUUUAAUAUGCUCCAACAAGGUCAAAUUCUCCAGCAGCUAAACAAUUUGAACACCAACAGUGUUGGAGACAAAGCAAAAAACAGCAAACACCAAUUACAAAUGCAACUUCAACAGCUUGUUCUGCAGCAGCAACAGUUGAUGCAACAUUUACAGAUGUCACAGAGACAGUACUUGUUAGGCCUACCGCCAGUUCUCUGGCCUCAAGGCCUUACGUCCAAUGACCUACAGACGGCGUGGAAAGAUGGUGCCUCUGGUGUCGAUGUUGGAAUAUUGAAGGACUGUUUCAAUGGCUUGCUUCAGCCAAACUCUUUAGCCAUGUCGCCACUGUCCAACACCAACGCCCAUCAUUUCUUAAACGGCCAGAAUAAUAAUUCGGGAACAGAAUCGGCAUCGUCCACUCCUCUUACUGGUCAGCGCAGCCCCACCGCUUCUCCAAAGGAUGACGGAAUUCAGAAAAACCACGCUUUGUAUGGACACGGUGUCUGCAAGUGGCCUGGUUGCGAGGCUGCCUAUGAUGACUACCAAGAAUUUCUUAAGCACUUGAAUUCUGAACACCAACUAGAUGAUCGAAGCACUGCACAGGCCCGAGUUCAACUUCAGGUCGUAUCUCAGUUGGAGAUUCAACUGACCAAAGAAAAGGAACGACUUCAAGCCAUGAUGCAGCAUCUUCAUAUGAAGACAGCUUCUACGCUGUCUCCAGACUCUUCCCAGAAAGACAGUUUAUUAACAUCAGUGACCAAACCAUUGCCCACGUCGCCACACUUGUCCAUUACGCCCAUUACCCUUCCGACUUCAGGGAACCUUUUUUCUGUUGCCAUGACAUCGAUAGCUCAAAGCACACCUCACAUGGCCAUUCCUCCCAGGCUAAUCCCACCCCUCUCUCAAUCCUUACAUCACACCCCCGGGAUUAGCGCUGGCUCGGGAGGCCGAUGGACCAACGACAAAGGAGGACUCAAUAUUCCAGAGUCUCCGGUGCGGAGAAGAGUAGCCGAGAGAGCUAAUCUAGACAUAAAUGACGAAAUUCAGAGAAAUAGAGAGUUUUACAAGAUGGCGGAAGUUAGACCUCCUUUCACUUAUGCAUCAUUGAUUAGGCAGGCUAUCAUCGAAUCUCCGGACAAGCAACUGACACUCAACGAAAUAUACACUUGGUUCCAGAAUACAUUCUGUUAUUUCAGGAAAAACUCGGCAACCUGGAAGAAUGCAGUGCGUCACAACCUAAGCCUUCACAAAUGUUUUAUGCGUGUCGAGAACGUAAAAGGGGCGGUGUGGACAGUGGAUGAACUAGAAUUCUACAAACGGCGGCCACAACGUAUACAGGAACGUAUUGCUGGUUUACAGCUAGGAUCAGCAAGUUCCUCUCAAGAAGACCGAAGUCCUACUCUGCAGCAACAUCCAGGAUUGUAUGGCGAAAAUCUUAAUGCCUCCUUACAGGCUGCACUUGCAGAAAGUAAUCUUGCUUUUCUGAAAACCACAACAUCGGGAAAUAGUAGUGUUACCUCUGCUAUCAUGUCCACUCCUCCUCGAUCAGCUAUCUCUCCCUCUUCUUCAAUGAUGGUUAGGGUUAGUGAAGGAUUCAGUAGCAACUUGAUGAUUCAAGGUCUGAAUGGAGAUAGUCUUACAAGCAGUCAUUCAACAAAUGGAAUCCAAGUAAAAGAUGAACCGAUAGUAGAAGAACCACCAGACACAGAAGAAAGUUCAGAUAGUAACCACCAGAGGGCAGCUUUCCCUCACAUCUCCAGAAAUGGUGGCCACAGAGAAGAAGAAAUACCUGUUGAAAUGGACGAAGCAGAAGAUCUGUCAUUCCCUUCCAAUCACACCUCGGAUAAAUCUCCUAACUCUUGUCUCUAAGUAUUUGCAUUUCGACACACAUUAAACCAUACUAAACGGGCAAUAUUACGGCAAUGGACACAGCUACAUUAUAGGAUAAUCUAAUGGACUUUUCUUCCACAAAGUUUUUGUCUGCCCUAACCAUAUCCAGCAGUAUCGUUCAUUUAGCAACUACAGCAUCACACAACCACAACACAGUAAAUGUGGCAUAACUGUAUUAUGAGGAACCCAGUUCAAGGUAAAAUCAUAACACCACAGUACGGUUUACUAAUAUGUACACUUCAGUAUACCAGUAACACAGACUGCAUAUCUUGCCAUAUUCGUGUACUACAAGUAACACAAAUGAACACUAUUAUACCACAUUAACGUCAAUAACACAAGUCUAAUUACUUGUGCAUUACUGUAGUAAUAUUGGCAACACAAGUGUAAUUACUAUCAUGUUACAUAAACAGCACAUGUAUAGAUAUACCAUUACACUACAACAAUAAGGAUAACACAAAUAUUAUUACUACAAUAUUACAGUUGUAGAACUUGCCUAAAUAUAUCAUUAUGCUACAUUAAUAUCAAUAACACAAGUUCUAAUUAUUACCAUAUUACAACAAUAGCACUAGUAGAUAUAAAAGUGAAUAACAGUCUGAUAUUGUUACCGAUGCUAUAACACAACAAUAACAUCUAUGACAUAUUUAGUACAGUUGUUACAAUAGUCAUAUCUAAGCUAACAUUACUGCUUAGAGACAACUGAAGAGUUUAAACAAAUUCAAUUUUUAAAAUAAUGUAGUCUUUUGUUUUUUAUUACAACAUUUACAUAUUUUUUUCAAGUGCAAGAAUUUCACUUAAAUUGGUUUGAAUAAGAACUCUAGAUCCAAUAGACAUACCUAAUUUUACUAGGUAAUAUUUUGUAGUGACUUCAGACACCAAGAUCUCUUCCAUUUUAUUAGUUUUGUAAUAUCACAGGUAUUUGUUUUGUGGAGGUUUUUUAUAUAAACCAAUUACUAUCCAGUUUACAAAAAACAUUCAACUUACUGCCACAGAAAUCUGUGCUGGCAUUGUGGAUUCUGAGAUUUUGAUGUUACCGAAAGAAAGCUACAGCACCUGUACAACUAGUAUUCUGAUCCUGCCAGGACCUACUCCAACUCUAACAGUUAGUGUGAGAAAACUGGAAAAAUAAUACAAAUCAAUAUUAUAAGGGAUCAUGUUCCUGCUAGUGAUCUGGUGUAAAUGAGCACAUUAUUGUGGGAAGAACCUAGUUAUAUGUAUGGUUUGUAAAAGAUCCUAAUCCUGCCAAUAUGUCUUGAGUUACACAACACAUCAAAUUUUGUGUGAACAAUCUUCAGCUCCUGUAUAGACUGUAGAAGAUGCUGUUGCUAGUACUGUGCCCCGGAGUACUUUACAAUUAGCGAAAUGUGUGAACUUACUGUAUAAGUGAAAAGAUACUGAAACUGUGACAAAUGCAGCAGUUUGGGGGACUGAUAAAUUUAAGCUGUGUUCAGCACAUGUUAAAUUACCCGAUACAUGGUGAUCCGUUAGAUAGUUGUGAAACGCAGUUAGUGCAGUAACCUCUUAGUGUGCUUGUCGUGAAACAGCCUCAGAUUUGGGUGUGCUCUGUAGCAGCUAAGUGUAAGUGAAUGCAUUGUGGAGCAUCUACAUCUUAUAUAAAACUUUAUUCAUACUGGUAUAUUUCAAUGAUGAAAAAUACAACCAUAGAAGACUACGUUUUCUACUCAUAAAUCUGUUGGCAUAUUUCGCUGUUGCGUGAUUACUACUAAGAGAAUUAUGGAACAUUUAAAUAAUUUGUGGAAGAGAUCUGAGCUAAUAUGUACAGUACAUGCAACUUAAAGGUUGAAAGACAAAUCACCAUUACAAAAUAACGUGGGACCUUAUUGUUGUGUCUUAUGGUCAUGUUAAAUACACCAAGUAAGUGGAGUACUGUAGAAACCUGUGGCAACACAAAUAUAUACACAAUGUGUUACACAAAUUCUUUUAAGCACAUUUUACAAAGAAAAACUUGUUCUGAAGGCGUGAUGAAACGUAUACAUCCAAAAAUCAAGUCUGGUUACUCUGAGAGGAUGAAGAUGUGUCAUAUGGUGUGUUGAGAUUUUGGUAAUCCAGUGAAACUUUUCAUAAAUUCUCAUGUCAAGGCUAGGAAGAGAAUAACUUAAUGCAUAAGUGACAGUGUAGUUCAGUAUCUAGAUCAUCAGUGUGUAAUAGAGGAAACGAGUGAAGUUUUCAUUCCUAGUAUGUGUAAAGUCAUAGUUAUAUUAAUGUUACUUGUAUGUGCCUGUCUCUAUAAUAGAUCUGUUGUCCUGUUCACACUUCUUUCUAAAGUAUGUGAAAAUUACCAACGUGUAAAAUUUUCUUCUAAAAACAGAACUCAUUUACAUCUAGCACCACUUCUGAAAUUAAGAGUUGAACAAGAAAAAAUUCAGUAGCCACAGCUGAAGAUUUUAUCAAUUUUAAGCAGUGUAAAACUAUCUUUCCAUAAAGGCUUGAAUUCUAUUGUAAUCAUUCAGUUCACUCUCUAAACUUGUUUGCAUGCCCAUAUAAACUGGGCCAGAGUGAGUUUAGUGAACUGUAUUUUAAAAAAUAUUGUGUUAGUUGAGUUUCAUUGUUAAUUUGUUCUAUGUGGUAUAAACAAAACAUAAAUAGAUUUAAGAUGUAUUUACUAGUUUUUUACUAUUGUAAGUUAAGGCUUAAAAUGAUGUAUACUGAGUGAAUGAUAAUAAGUUCACACAGAAUUAUUCUGUAAGAAGGAAUUUUUUGUUCCUUUUUUAUUACUGAGAGCUGGAAAAUACAACCCAAAUGCUGGUAGAGGAAGUAACUAUAAAGUUUGUAUUAUUCUGGUGUGCUGAGUGAAACAAGAGACCCAUUUAGUUUGAUUUCCUGAAGUAAAAAACCUAACCUAGAAUUGGAAUAUUAUAGUGUAAAUUUUGUAAAAAAUUCAGAAUAUAUUUACUACAACGAAAGAUAUUAUGCAAAAAAAAGAAUAUGUUUAAAUUUUUUAUGACUUUUGAAGUAAAUAAUUCUUGCAAUUCAGUGCAUCACAUAUCCUUCAUUUCUGAAAUUGAAAAUACUCCUGGAGAAUAUUGCAUUACUCUUAAAAAAUUAAAACACGUUUAAUGUGAAAUACAAUUGUUCCCUUUACUUUAUCAUAGGUCUAACUAGAAUUUGAGGAAAAAGCUGGGUCACUGUUAAUCAGUGCAAUGUAAAGGUAUUCCCCAUAGGGUGUGUCAAGAAACAAAGAAUCUGUAUACUUUUAGUCAGUUUCACCAAAGAUAAUUAUAUGGUACUACUGUUAUUAAGGUUACACUAUAUAUUGAGGGUCACAUACUUAAGGAAGUUUACAAAGGGUUGUGAAUAGUAUAUUUUAUAUGCAAGAUUUCAAAACAAAAAUAUAUGGAAUGUGGGAUUAGUAAUUCAUGGACUCACAUUCUGCAAUUUCUUAUAUUCUUAGUGAGUAACUUACUAGAUAUAUUUGCAGGAAAUCUGUUAUCAUGACUGUAUAAUUAAGUUACUAUUACAUAGGACAACAAAAUAAAGACUGUAUAUCUAUACAUCCAUGAACAAGACUUGAUCCACUUGUAACCUAAGAUAAGACUGCUAGUUACAGCUUACAUUUGGUUUUAAAAUUUAUCCAAGAUGUUUGAAAUGAUGUUUUAUUUUGAGAUGUAAUUUCCACAUUUAUCAGUCACAUGGAAACAAUUUUUUAAACUAUUUUUGCUGUGAAAGGGAGUGUUGACUGAUGUCAAAGAACAUAGUUGAUUCUUUUUCAAUAUAAACGAAAGAAUCAGUUUAAAAACUAAUUAGAAGUUCUACGACAUUUCAUUAAAAAAACAUUUAUGUAAU